Salvia hispanica is the source of this 2221-nucleotide messenger RNA. RefSeq lists its product as uncharacterized. The record is from RefSeq and is a predicted model, not a curated record. NCBI's taxonomy places the organism in Eukaryota, Viridiplantae, Streptophyta, Magnoliopsida, Lamiales, Lamiaceae.
AAAUUAAUAAAUUACUCAAAUCACAAAAUAACCAUAAGAUUUUCCCUGUUUUUCUUCUCAAUUAGUUUUGUCUCCUCAAAUUGCAAACAUAUUCAAGGUCAAGAACUGGCAAUUUGCUCUCGAAUUCCAUCACUGUUAGUUAUGGAACCCUCGUCCACUUCUUCCCCCUCCAAGAAGCUUCUCAUCACAGAUCUGAAGCCCAAAUCUGUCCCCAGUUCCGCCUCCUCUUCCUCCGCCACCAGCACGCGUCCGGCGCCGGAGAAGAGGACCCGCGACCAGCCCAAUAUGUCCGAUUGCCAUUGCUGCGGUCGCCGGAUUAACCAAUCAAACCCUAAGGACCGCCUCCAGCCGAUCGACAGCGUUUGGCGGAUAGUGCUCCUCUGCAGGAAAUGCCGCAGGGGUGUUUCUUCGGGCCUAACGUGCCCUUACUGCUUCCUGGCAACGGGGAAUUCAGGUGAUCUUUGUACAUGCAGAGCUUGUCAACGCAAAAUUCAUAAUAAUUGUGUUAGGGAUUAUGGUAAAUGCACGCCUUGGUGUUAUUUGGGGGCGGGGUUUGAGGGGUUUAGGGUUUGUGUGGAUUGUUGGGUGCCUGAAUUGCUCAAAAAUUCGAUUCAGGUUUUGGGGAGUGAGAACAUGGGUGGGUUGAAAGAAAAGGGUGAGGGUAAAGAUGUGUUGGAGAAUUCGGAGGAGAAUGGAAAGUGUGAGGUGGAGAAGAUUAAAAAGGAUCAAGUGACAAGUAUGGGAAAUGGGACGAUUGAUGAGGAUGGUUUGGUUGAUGGUACAUCUAAUUUGCAUGGUAAGAACCAUAGGGAUAGUUUGAAGGCCGGGAGUUCGGAUUCUAGUGGUGAAAGUGAAGCUGAUGAUGCUGAAUUAGCAAUUCAACUACAUAGAGUUAUGAAUAGUUCACCGAGAAUUUUGAGGGGUAUACCAUUGGGAAGCUCCAAUGAUGUGGAUGCUUCGAACACUAGGAAUUGGAAAGGUUUAUCUUAUAAGAGGUCUGAUUUAGGAAAACGCUGCAGUGGAGAUCAGAAGCUUAAUAGCUGUGCUGAUAGUGCUGUGAAUGAUUCAAAUGCUGGUCUAACUGGAUUAACCCAAGGAUUAAUACCUUAUAGGCGGGACAAGAAGCGGAGAAUCUGGUCAACAGAAAAUGAGAAUACUGAAAUCUCUGCAUCAAUAUCCAGCCAGCAGCCAGCAUUGAAGAACUUGCAUUCAGAUGAGGCCGGGGUUGCCUGUUUGGAUGAUGCUGGGAUUGAGUCUUCAGAUGAAGCUGGGGUUGGGUGUUCGCUUACGAGUGGUGCUGAUACAUCAGAGGAUCCAAGUUGUGAUAAUAUUGGAUGGACUAGUUCUUGUGCAGAUGAUGGUAGAAUUGGGAAAGAUCUUGUAACUUACAUGCGCACUAGGUUCGGGAAGAAGGUAUUCCAGAUGAAUGGCCGGAUUGAUGUUAAUGGUGAUAGCAGCCCUUGUGGUAACUGUGGAUCGCCCUUCGAGGCUGCAUGUUGCCAAUAUGAUUCUGCAAACCUUAAUACUAUCAAGAGUAAAACUGAGGAGAUUUUGCCGAGUGGCACUUCUGAUACAGCGCCUGAUCGCUUUAAUCUGAAAUAUGUGAAAAGGAUUCCAGGCACCAAAGUUAACUCGAGUUUCCUGCGUUAUGGCAUAGACCGCUAUCUGUUUAAAUAUGCUAAGAGGGUGAAGAGCUCCAACUACAGCUCAAAAUCUGAAGCUAAACCACACUCAAAUGCUUUUCUGGAUAAAAUUGGCAUCUCUGCUACAAGAUUAACUACCAACUGCUCUGCGGAAUCUAGUACUCUGUCUGAUCUCCUUUACCAUUGAUCUUCCUCAAUGAGCAGGAAGAUUGAAUUACUCCAAUAUUGGUGGCAUUCUUUCAGUAGAUUGGUGGAAAUGGUAAAGAUGGCUUAGAGUAAGAAGGGUACUCUUUCCUGUUGUUCCAUUAUUGUUUGAUGCCCAUGCACAUUGCUGCUUUGACAAAUCUCUGUAGUAUUUGAUGAUUAAGCUGACAAUAUCAGCCUCUUGCUUCUUCAUGAUAGCAUGCAUCAUCUGAAAUCUGUAUUAGUAGAAAUAGUUAAUGCUGUGGCCUGUGGCUAUCUGAUGAUGAGUAGAUUUGAUGUAUAUAGCCUUUUAUCUUAGAUCAAAACCUCCCUUUUCUAAUAUGACAACAGCCUUGGAAGAACAGAAAAAAAUGAGAAAGUUGCUUUCGCCUAUA